This is a messenger RNA of Symphalangus syndactylus (siamang), 2587 nucleotides long. It is a transcript of the gene ATF6, whose product is annotated as activating transcription factor 6. Gene Ontology annotation, molecular function: RNA polymerase II cis-regulatory region sequence-specific DNA binding; DNA-binding transcription factor activity, RNA polymerase II-specific. Gene Ontology annotation, cellular component: nucleus. Lineage: Eukaryota; Metazoa; Chordata; Mammalia; Primates; Hylobatidae. Gene Ontology annotation, biological process: regulation of transcription by RNA polymerase II; endoplasmic reticulum unfolded protein response. The record is from RefSeq and is a predicted model, not a curated record.
UGACGUUCUCCUGUGUCGUACAAAUCCCUCGUGCGGCAGAAGGCAGAAGUAGUUUGUCUUUACCCGGCCACCGUCUCGUCAGCGUUACGGAGUAUUUUGUCCGCCUGCCGCCGCCGUCCCAGAUAUUAAUCACGGAGUUCCAGGGACGAGGAACUUGUGGUAUGGGGGAGUCGGCUGGUGUUGCCGGCACCAUGGAGUCACCGUUUAGCCCGGGACUCUCUCACAGGCUGGAUGAAGAUUGGGAUUCUGCCCUCUUUGCUGAACUCGGUUAUUUCACAGACACUGAUGAGCUGCAAUUGGAAGCAGCAAAUGAGACGUAUGAAAACAAUUUUGAUCAUCUUGAUUUUGAUUUGGAUUUGAUGCCUUGGGAGUCAGACAUUUGGGACAUCAACAACCAAAUCUGUACAGUUAAAGAUAUUAAGGCAGAACCUCAGCCACUUUCUCCAGCCUCCUCAAGUUAUUCAGUCUCGUCUCCUCAAUCAGUGGACUCUUAUUCUUCAACUCAGCAUGUUCCUGAGGAGUUGGAUUUGUCUUCUGGUUCUCAGAUGUCUCCCCUUUCCUUAUAUGGUGAAAGCUCUAAUAGUCCCUCUUCAGCAGAGCCACUGAAGGAAGAUAAGCCUGUCACUGGUCCUAGGAACAAGACUGAAAAUGGACUGACUCCAAAGAAAAAAAUUCAGGUGAAUUCAAAACCUUCAAUUCAGCCCAAGCCUUUAUUGCUUCCAGCAGCACCCAAGACUCAAACAAACUCCAGUGUUCCAGCAAAAACCAUCAUUAUUCAGACAGUACCAACACUUAUGCCACUGGCAAAGCAGCAACCAAUUAUCAGUUUACAACCUGCACCCACCAAAGGCCAGACGGUUUUGCUGUCUCAGCCUACUGUGGUACAACUUCAAGCACCUGGAGUUCUGCCCUCUGCUCAGCCAGUCCUUGCUGUUGCUGGGGGAGUCACACAGCUACCUAAUCACGUGGUGAAUGUGGUACCAGCCCCUUCGGCGAAUAGCCCAGUGAAUGGAAAACUUUCCGUGACUAAACCUGUCCUACAAAGUACCAUGAGAAAUGUCGGUUCAGAUAUUGCUGUGCUAAGGAGACAGCAACGUAUGAUAAAAAAUCGAGAAUCUGCUUGUCAGUCUCGCAAGAAGAAGAAAGAAUAUAUGCUAGGGUUAGAGGCGAGAUUAAAGGCUGCCCUUUCAGAGAACGAGCAACUGAAGAGAGAAAAUGGAACACUGAAGCGGCAGCUGGAUGAAGUUGUGUCAGAGAACCAGAGGCUUAAAGUCCCUAGUCCAAAGCGAAGAGCUGUCUGUGUGAUGAUAGUAUUGGCAUUUAUAAUACUGAACUAUGGACCUAUGAGCAUGUUGGAACAGGAUUCCAGGAGAAUAAACCCUAGUGUGAGCCCUGCAAAUCAAAGGAGGCACCUUCUAGGAUUUUCUGCUAAAGAGGCACAGGACACAUCAGAUGGUAUCAUCCAGAAAAACAGCUACAGAUAUGAUCAUUCUGUUUCAAAUGACAAAGCUCUGAUGGUGCUAACUGAAGAACCAUUGCUUUAUAUUCCUCCACCUCCUUGUCAGCCCCUAAUUAACACAACAGAGUCUCUCAGGUUAAAUCAUGAACUUCGAGGAUGGGUUCAUAGACAUGAAGUAGAAAGGACCAAGUCAAGAAGAAUGACAAAUAAUCAACAGAAAACCCGUAUUCUUCAGGGUGCUCUGGAACAGGGCUCAAAUUCUCAGCUGAUGGCUGUUCAAUACACAGAAACCACUAGUAUCAGCAGGAACUCAGGGAGUGAGCUACAAGUGUAUUAUGCUUCACCCAGAAGUUAUCAAGACUUUUUUGAAGCCAUCCGCAGAAGGGGAGACACAUUUUAUGUUGUGUCAUUUCGAAGGGAUCACCUGCUGUUACCAGCUACCACCCAUAACAAGACCACAAGACCAAAAAUGUCAAUUGUGUUACCAGCAAUAAACAUAAAUGAGAAUGUGAUCAAUGGGCAGGACUACGAAGUGAUGAUGCAGAUUGACUGUCAGGUGAUGGACACCAGGAUCCUCCACAUCAAAAGCUCAUCAGUUCCUCCUUAUCUCCGAGAUCAGCAGAGGAAUCAAACCAACACCUUCUUUGGCUCCCCUCCCGCAGCCACAGAGGCAACCCACGUUGUCAGCACCAUCCCCGAGUCAUUACAAUAGCACCCUGCAGCUAUGCUGGAAAACUGAGCAUGGGACCCUGCCAGACUGAAGAGCAGGUGAGCAAAAUGCUGCUUUCUGCCUUGGCGGCAGGCAGAGAACUGUCUCGUACUAGAAUUCAAGGAGGAAAGAAGAAGAAAUAAAAGAAGCUGCUCCAUUUUUCAUCAUCUACCCAUCUAUUUGGAAAGCACUGGAAUUCAGACGCAAGAGAACAAUGUUUCUUCAGUGGCAAAUGUAGCCCUGCAUCCUCCAAUGUCACCUGGUGUAGGUUUUUUUUUUCUGUACCUUUCUAAACCUCUCUUCCCUCUGUGAUAGUUUUGUGUUUAAACAGUCAUCUUCUUUUAAAUAAUAUCCACCUCUCCUUUUUGCCAUUUCACUUAUUGAUUCAUAAAGUGAAUUUUAUUUAAAGCUAUGCCACA